Molecule: messenger RNA, 568 nt
Organism: Loxodonta africana (African savanna elephant)
Lineage: Eukaryota; Metazoa; Chordata; Mammalia; Proboscidea; Elephantidae
Product: ferritin heavy chain-like
Exons: 1
Coding region: 23-568 (181 amino acids)
Biological process (GO): intracellular iron ion homeostasis; iron ion transport
Cellular component (GO): cytoplasm
Molecular function (GO): ferrous iron binding; ferric iron binding
Source: RefSeq, a predicted model, not a curated record
CGUCUGGCCCCUGCCACUCGCCAUGGCGACCGCGCCGUCCUCGCAAGUGCGUCAGAACUACCACCAGGAGUGCGAGGCCGCCGUCAACCGGCAGAUCAACCUGGAGCUCUACGCGUCCUACGUGUACCUCUCCAUGGCCUUCCACUUCGACCGCGACGACGUGGCCCUGAAGAACUUCGCCGCCUACUUCCUGCGCCAGUCGCACGAGGAGCGCGAGCACGCGGAGAGGCUGCUGAGGCUGCAGAACCAGCGCGGGGGCCGCAUCCAGCUCCGCGACAUCAGGAAGCCCGACCUGGACGACUGGGGCAGCGGCCUCAACGCCAUGCAGUGCGCCUUCGACCUGGAGCAGAGCGUCAACCAGAGCCUCCUGGAUCUGCACCGGCUGGCCACCGACAAGGGCGACGCGCAGCUGUGUGACUUCCUGGAGAGUCACUUUCUGCAAGAGCAGGUGAAGGCCAUCAAGGAGCUGGGCGACAACGUGACCACCCUGCGCAAGCUGGGGGCCCCGGGCGCCGGCCUGGCCGAGUUCUUCUUCGACAAGUUCACCCUGGGUGACAAGGAGAACUGA